This is a messenger RNA of Lecanosticta acicola, 903 nucleotides long. NCBI's taxonomy places the organism in Eukaryota, Fungi, Ascomycota, Dothideomycetes, Mycosphaerellales, Mycosphaerellaceae. The record is from the annotation of a GenBank genome assembly.
AUGCCGACCCCGAGACUACGUAGAGCAGCUCGUCUCAUCCUGAUCGGUGCGCCUGGCGUGGGAAAAGGCACACAGACCGAGCGUCUCUUGAAGAGAUUCGAUCAGCUUUCAGCUAUCUCAUCCGGCGAUCUUCUGCGAGAGAAUGUCCGCCAGAGAACGCCGCUUGGUGGGUACAGUCUUGCGGCAAAGCUUGUUCUCUUAUCGGAAUCGAAUUGCUGAUGUCGCGUGACCACUUGUCUAGGCAUCCAAGCCGAGUCGCUCAUGAAAUCCGGCGCUCUAGUCCCCGAUAGCAUGAUUCUGCGCUUGAUCCGCAACGCCCUCACGACCCGUGGCUGGCUCAUACCCGUCGAUGGCAUCCAGCCCAUAACUCUCAACUCCGUAGCAGCCUCCGUCGAGUUGAAUCCCAGCACGGACAACGAAGCCCUACGCGGGAACUACGGGAGUAUCAACAUCCCUCCUGACCUCGACGCUGAAUACCGCUAUUCCGAGCACCCAGACGCCUCCUUCAUCCUCGACGGCUUUCCCCGAAACGCGACGCAAGCCGAGCAAUUGGAGAGAAUGGUGCCCGUCAACAUGGCGAUUCACGUGCACACUCCUGCGGAAAUCAUCAUCGAAAGAAUAGGCAACCGAUGGGUGCAUCCCGCCAGCGGAAGGGUAUACAACACCACAUACAACGCGCCAAGAUGUCCGGGGAAGGACGAUGUGACAGGGGAGCCCUUGAUCCAACGCGACGACGAUCAGCCCGAAGUCUGGAGAUCACGGUUAAAAACCUUCGAGGAGAGCAGCGCGAGUCUCCUGGAGCACUAUGCGAAGAGGAACGUUCUGUGGAAAGUCGAGGGCAACAGCAGCGACGAGAUCACGCCCAAGUUACUUGCGGAAUUCGAGAAGCGAUUCGCUAUGUGA